Molecule: messenger RNA, 4224 nt
Organism: Astrephomene gubernaculifera
Lineage: Eukaryota; Viridiplantae; Chlorophyta; Chlorophyceae; Chlamydomonadales; Astrephomenaceae
Source: the annotation of a GenBank genome assembly
UUUUCCAUUAGUAUUACGGCAUGUCCUAUGUUUAGAGUUCAACCCAAUUCUUCACCAUGGUGCAGGGAGCUGCCCAACAGUUGCCUUGUUAUUCACGUUAUUAAUCUGGUCGCACUGUAAAAUGGUUGGAACAAACCAGCUUCCUGAUCAUAUCCAAAGUGCCUUGCCAUGGAUGUCCUGGGCAGCGUCGCAGCUGCUGAGUUCCCAUGCUGCUGCUGGAGAUGAAUACAACACCAAAGAUUGCUUCAGCGACGCGAGUUCCGUUCCGUUUGAUGCAUCACAACUUCUUAUGCUCGAUCAAUGUCUCCGGAUUCCGGACAGCUAUGUAGUGGAGCAAGCCAGCAUGGGGAAUGGCGCGACUGCAGCGGUAACCAUUCUCUCACACGACGACUUCCGCGUUCCCUUUCAGAGCAUUAUAGCAUGCGCAUUUCGCUGGCCCAUGCAAGGCCCGUCUCUCGAUACGGGCAACGCUGUGGUUGCUGCGCUUCGCCAGCAAGUGGUCUUCGAUUGCAGCUUGGGGGUGAACAACAUCGUCCUGUCUGCCCUGCUCGCUGGCCGACCGCCCGAAGAAGUCGUCCACUUUAUCCACACGCUGCUUAAGAUGCACACGCUGCACUGCUGCAGUCGUCUGCUAAGCACGACAACUGGACCGUUCGUCCCAGCGCAUGACCUAGGCAAUGCCGACCGAGAGGGCAUCACCGAAGAGCGCGUCCUGCGCCUCAGCAGGUCGUUACAGCUUACAAUUCAGUUCCUCUAUUCUUUAGUCGUCUUGGCUACGGAGCGCCCUGGCCCGCAGCAUCAACAGCGAUACGGCGGAGGAUUGCCGUACAUGUACGAUUUCGAGUAUGAAUACGCACGUGCACUAGCGGAAGCGCUUAACAGUAGCUGCUUGCUAGAACACGCUGCACGCGCUGUCGUACUCCUCGCUGAGCUGGCCGGGCUAACCCAGGACGACAGUGGUACGGCAGUUGCCAUGUCCCUACCCAUGGAAGCCCAAGGUCAACUGUCGUACGCGUUUUCCUUCCUCACGGCAACCCUGUCGGGCCUAACGCAGCUAGCCGAACGCUGUCAUGAGACCGUUGGUACGGCUGCAUCAGCCAGCAUGAGCUGCGGCUCCCCUGCUGUGGAGGAGCUGGGCCCUCCAGCAGCAGUGGCGGAGGCAGCAGCUGCGGCCCGCUCCCACCUCCUGGCGGCGCUCUCGGGUCCCUGUGUCCGGCACAUGCUGCUGUCGGCGACGCUGGCGGCGUUGUGCGCCGCCGACGGAGGUCCGUCGUACGGUUUGCCGGCGCCGUUGCUGCUCGGCAUGCUGCCCAGCACCAGCCCUAUCGACGACGCUGUCGCUGCUGCUGCCGGUGCUGCUGCUGCGUCAGCAUCAAUGGCAGCGUCAGGGUACCCAGAUGCCGUACAUGUACGAGCAGCACGGCACAUGUACGGCAAACAUCAGUUGGACGACCGGAUUCUCCGCUGUCUACCUGCCGUACUGAUGCUGCCGUCGUCGUCAUCAUCACUGGCAGCAGCAGCAGGAACCGUCGGGACCAACUGUCAACCACCGCCUCCACGACCCACGGGUCCUCAGCCCCGGCAGUUGUGCCGGCUCAUGCUACGAGUAGGUCGACUGGCGGUGGCGUCCGGACGAGCCUGGUCGGGUCCGACAGAUGACGCUGCCGUUUAUGCGGAUGCGGAGAUUAUGGAUUCCUCAUUAGAUCCUCCUCAUGGUCACUUGGUGUUAUCUCCGCAAUCCAGCUGCUCGGUGGCCCUGGCGGCGUUACGUUGCUCACGACGGUCGCUGGCGCCCUCCUGCCCGGAUGCGAACUGGUGGCGGGUAACCACGUCAGCAGUACGACACCUGGUCCCAUGGGUCACCGAGGAGCAGCAGCUGAGUGAGCUAGCGGCGCUUCUAAGGGUGCCUCUGGACUCCUCCUCCUCCUCAGCCGACCCAUGGGUCACGCUGGGAGAAUCCUCCUCCUCUUCCGCCUCAUCCUCAUCCUCGUCAUCAUGCUUCCUCUCUUCUACGACAGCCACCCUGCCUGCCACGCCUCCGCCGGCGGUGGCAGCGGCGCUAUCCGGCGGCCUGAUCCCCUGCAUCGAGUUGUUGUUUCGGAGGGCCGGUGAGACGCCCAGCUCGCCUGAAGCUCGGCUGCUGCUGCGGCUGCUGCGUCCAGACCGCUGGCGGGACGGCCAGGCAGUCAACGGCGGCGGCGCCAGCGGCGGAGGCUGCGGGUCGUACCUGGGAUGUUUGCUGUCGUACGGUGAGGUACGGCAGGCGGCGGCGCUGGUGGCGACGAUGGGCAAGGUGUUGCGGCGGCUGGAGGGGGCGGUGGUGGAGGAGCUGACGGCAGCGGCGGCGGUUGGCGGAGGUGGCGAUGACGAUGACGUCAGCAGCGGCGGUGACGCAGCGGCGGCGGCGGCGGCUGAGCUGGCGGAGGCGGUUAUUGAAGCCAUGUACGACACCUUCCUGGUGUGCGCUGGCAAGUGGUUGAUGACGGCUUGUACGACAGAAGCGGCAGCAGCGGCGGUUGCAAUGCCGGAGACGUCGACGGUUUGGUCUCAUGAGUCUGUCCAUGCGACGGCGGCGGCUGCAGCGAAUGCGUUACCCACUGGGGAGGAGCAGAGCGGCCAACAGCAGCAGCAGCAGUCACAGAGCUCCAAUAGUGCUGUCAUGCGCAUGGGGCCGUUCAUUGGGAACACCGCUGUACGGCAGCUGGCUCUCCUCGUGUCGUACGCGGCUUGUCAGUGGCUGCCGCAGCUCUCCCUGCUGACUCAGCUGGCGGCGGCGGAGGUCCUGGCGGCGGAGGCGGGUGGUGAUGAUGACGUCACCGCGGAGCCCUACGGCGGCACUCGCAGUGCUGGCUUCGGCGCCGCUGCUUCGGGUAGCCCUCCCCGCCGCCACACCCUGACGCAUGGCUCUUCUUCCUCUUCUUCCCCCCGCCUACCUCUCCCGGAGCUGAUCAACCGCCUUGUGUUGCCACUGGUCAGCUGGCUGCCGGUGCUGGGGUACCGAGCCUGCGGAGGCGGAAGUGACGGAGGCGGCGGCGGAGGUGGCUGUAGCAGCCGAAACGGUACCGAUGGAGGCUGCUGGCUGCAGCUGCUGCGUGACGUGGGCGCCGUACCGCUGCUGGGUGCCGUACUCCGGUUGGCGGCGCCGCUAGCGGAGGUCUGGAGCGGCGAGGCCUGGCGGGGCCUCCCGCUGUGGAGCCUGGCGGAGAGCUGCUACUGGGUGGCGGCGGCGUACGGCGGUGCGGCGGAGGUUCGACAACAGUGCGACAGCUGGCGGCCGGAGCUGCUACGGGCGCUGUUGCCGUACCUCAGACAGCCCUGCUGGGGUAAGACGGCGGAAGCGACGGAGGCGCUGGCGGCUCAAUUGGAAGCCUGGGCUGUCGCCGGCGCCGUGGGUACGAGAUGUGUCGUACCUUGUCAUGUCAUCUCCGGUAUUAUCGGCCCUUCCGGAGGCGCGGAGCCUUAUAAGGACCUGCGGAAAUCCUGGUUGUACGGAUUUGCGUGGGGAGAGUGAGGUGGGGGAGCGGCGGCGGCUGCGGCCGUGUAGUGGGGGGUGCGGUACGGCUUGGUAUUGUUGUACGGCGUGCCGUAUCGCGCAUAUGAGGUUGGGUCAUGCGGGGGAAUGUGGGCGUGGAUUAGGGGCUCAUGCGGAGUUGAAGAGGUAGGUUGAGGGAGGUGGUGGCGUGAUCGGGAUGGGAGCAGAUUGAGAGCAGCAGCAGCGCGGGUUCUUAGCGGUGAUGACGUAUCGUAUCAGAUAGCUGGACUGCAUGCGGGGAAGGAUGUGGAACGUGGGGAUUGUACUCUACUGUGUAAGAGAGACAUGGCAGUAUGUAGGAGACAUGGCAGCAGCUUCUGCAUGCGUAUGUGGCAGACAUGCAUGGGGGUGGUGAACAAGUGGGUCUGACUCGUCGGAGCAAGGCGAUGGAUGUGGUUAUCGUGUGUAAACCAAAGGGCUGUUGGGUCGCUUGCGAAACGGUCUUGCGGCACCAUGUAUACUAUUCACUAUUUAGCAUGCAGGCGUUGCAUGUGCUGUUGUACUCAUUGUACGAUAUAAACUAUGGCCUAUAUUGGAAACAUACGGCAAAUGGCUUAAGAAAACACGGAUGCUGUUGCUGCCGGUGUUUACUAGCCGUGUCAGGGCUGUGGCACUCUUUCGCCCACCGGUGCACUGCUUGAUUGAAGGCGCAAGGAAUGCAGAGAAAUGCGUUUGCCUGUUCUGUCUGCCUU